UCAGAUGAGCCGGUCCGUCACGAAAACCGACAGCGCUGCGUGUCAUCGCCUUGAUGCUUCACAAAGGCUGUAAGAAACAACACACAGCAGGCCUUUGGACUGAAGAUGAAUAGCUGUGGUUGGCAGAGGCGACCUCCGUGCUGGACAGCCCGCUGUUAUCGCCACUGAUCGCCAGGUGCAUCAGCUGAAAGGCAACAGCAGCUUCCACUGGAGACAAUACACAAAAGAGCGUGGAAACACAAACACACACAUACACACACUGCCUAAAUUCAUAUGCAUUUUUUUUCACAGUAUAUAACAAAUGUCCACUAAGUCCACGGAGGGCAUUUUAUGGCAUCAAAAAGGCGCAUUAUUUAAUCCACCACACAAUGCAAUAAUACUUCAAUUGUGUUAUUAUCUGUAUUAUUAUUGUUGUUGUUGUUGUUAUUAUUGCUAUGAUGGCAGGUCAGGCCACAGUAAAAUAUCACUUUGGGCUGUCUGCUUUAGGUUGCCUGUCUGUGUGUUGUUAUUGGACUGUGUGGAGCUCACUGUACUCUGCUCCAAUAGCAUCCCAAUAGCAGUGAAUGGAGGACUGAAAAAAAAAGUGUAGCCAUGCAUGCAGGAGUGGGAGGAUCUACUCGCUUCAAUCUCGAUCUCAGACUUUUGCAGCGACAGGGGCACAACCAACCAACCGUCUCUGUUACUUCCAAAGAGUUACUGCCGGGACAUCCUACAUACACACACAUUCAUACACACACGCACACACACACACACACACACACACUAUACUAUCUUUGGAUUUGUUCUCAACUUUUACUUCUGCGCUUUUUUCCUUGGCGAGACUGUAAUCCCGUGAAGACAUUUUUCCAGACUUCUCCCGUCGGCUUAGGGACGAGAAGAUAAAGCUUCCUCGGUCCUCUUAUCAUAACAGGUGACUGUUCAGAGAGUUUCCACAGUUUCUUAUUAGCUUUGUCUUCCUGCACGCUUCUCUGACACAUCAGGGAUUUACAUAGCCAGCUUUUAACUGCCUUUACCUUUUAGCCAUUGCGAGCUCAAAGUCGAGUUUUUCCUCCUCACAGUUUAGUUUAUUUUCCCCUGUCCUCCUCCGAGCUGCAGGCUGUAUCCCACACGGAUUUCAGACGGCUUCCUACACAGCAUUUUCCCCCCUCCGAUCAGCUCUGUGUGCCCGGGAUUUUCUUGUCACGUCUGACCGUAUUCUUAUGGAUAUUGCAACAGGUCUGGUGUCACUGGAGCGCCUCUCCGCGGGUGAACAGUCCGAGACGUGCAUCAUGCUAGACGGCAUUAAAAUAGAAGAUCAUCCCCUGCGAUCGGGACAAGCCACACUCGGAGUUAUGCUCGGGACUGAAUGUCAUCACAGAUCCGUGUGUGAAGGAUGCCAGCGUCCCAUCUCCGACCGCUUCUUGAUGAGAGUCAACGAUUCCUCGUGGCAUGAAGAGUGUUUGCAGUGCACCGUGUGUCAACAGCCCCUCACCAACAGCUGUUACUUCAGAGAAAGGAAACUUUACUGCAAACACGACUACCAACAGUUGUUUGCAACCAAGUGCAGCGGCUGCAUGGAGAAAAUCGCCCCCACAGAGUUUGUGAUGCGUGCUCUGGAGUGCGUCUACCACCUGAACUGCUUUUGCUGCUGCGUGUGCGACCGCCAGCUGAGGAAGGGCGACGAGUUUGUUCUGAAGGAGGGUCAGCUGCUUUGCAAGAUUGACUACGAGAGGGAGAAAGACUUACUCAGCUCGGUCAGCCCGGAUGACUCAGACUCAGAGAAAAGUGACGAUGAGGAGUUGGACAUCAAGCCAGAGAAAGGCAUAGGAAGCCAGGGGAAGGGGGAUGACAGCAAGGAUCCAAGGAGGCCCAAAAGACCACGAACCAUUCUGACCACUCAACAGAGACGGGCCUUUAAGGCUUCUUUUGAGGUCUCUUCAAAGCCCUGCAGAAAGGUGAGGGAGACUCUGGCUGCAGAGACAGGACUCAGUGUUCGGGUGGUCCAGGUGUGGUUUCAGAACCAGAGAGCUAAGAUGAAGAAGUUGGCAAGAAGACAGCAGCAACAACAAGAACAACAGAAUUCUCAAAGACUUGGCCAAGAGGUGAUGUCUAAUCGAAUGGAAGGGAUGAUGAACUCCUUCACACCGCUGGCUCCGCCGCAGCAGCAGCUGGUCGCCAUGGAUCAGAAUGGUUACAGCACAGACCCGUUCCAACAGGGGCUCACCCCCCCACAGAUGCCCGGGGACCAUAUGAACCCAUAUGGUAAUGAUUCUGCAUUCCAUGACAUAGACAGUGACACGUCUUUAACCAGCCUCAGUGACUGCUUCAUGGCAUCGUCAGAAGUCAACUCCUUGCAGGCCCGCGUGGGGAACCCCAUCGACCGCCUCUACUCCAUGCAGAACUCUUAUUUUGCGUCAUGAAAACAGAAGAGGAAGCUAACAUUAGCGCAGAAUAAACUGCCCAUCUCAAGCUGAAGAGCGAUGGAUGGCCAGGACCUACGCUAACAUGGACAUGACAGAAGAAACACCUCCUUGCAGUAGCUCCUGGUUAUGUGUGGAAGCUUACUGAAAAGAUAGUAAAACCACUUAUUGUAGGACAGUGACGAUUCCUGGGGGAAAGACUUAAAUAUUGUUAGAGAUUAUUUGGUAGGAUUGCUUAUUUGUCACAGGAGAUAUUACUCUUUUCUUUGUUCACUUAAAGGAAAUAAGUAGAUAUUGAAGCCACUGAUUACACACUCUCAAACCAAAUAACACAAAGAAUUUAUACAGUGCAUGAUCAAUUGUAAACAAAAAGUUUUUGUAAGCUCCCCCCUCCCUCCCUUCCUCCCCCAGUUAAGAUGUGGUGUUUGGACUGUUUCUUCUUUCACACUACAUGGGAUUCCAUGUUCACCGUUAGCAUUUUGAUCACUUUCCAUAGGUUUAGAUAUUGUGUUAAUAGUAAAUAGGUGCAGCAUGUCUGCAAGAGUGACUGUACAUUUGUGUAUGUAUGAGAGAAAGAACUGUUUAGCUGAGACAAAAGUGGAGAAUUUGGUGGACAAGUAGGAUCAGUGAAGUGUAAAUACUUUCCCCAGGCAAAUUGGAUGUGCAUGUUAAAAAUGGAAAGCAUUCUAUUUAUUUAACUAUAACAGGCUCUUGAAGGUACAUAUUAAAACUGAAAAGCUUUAUUUAAAAAGGAGAGCAUUUUUGUUGAGGAAUUAGUGAGUUCAUGAGUAUCACAGCUCAUCUGUAUACCUUUUUAAUAUGAAGAUUAACCCUCUUGUUUUUGUUUUAUUCAGCCAAGCUGUAAAUGGGCAAAGUUGCUAUUUAUUUCAUACAGACCAUAAACCUUUUGUUGUCAUUGUCCUAUGUGCAUUAUCAAAAUGUUAAAGUUGCUAAUUGACCAAAGUCGACUGGUUUGAUGAAUAAACAAUGUCUUUCUCCUGAUAACGUUAAAUAAAUACCAUCAGUGACAAGUCAUCAAGUAUUACCAACUUUUAGGGCUCAAAAAUUAAGCCAGUGUGGGAGUGCCAAAAACUGCAGUUGCUCAAAUGACAACUUGAGGCUAAUUCCAAAAGAAAGUCAGUCCUUUUGAUGUUGAUGCAGACAUGUGAUUAACCCUCUGAUGUUAACUUGUCUAUCAUUUUGGACAUGUGACAGUCAUGGUAUAAAUAAGGCCCCAAUCACACCGGCCUAGAGAACUGUCUGUGACCAUCUAGUAAUCUUUAGUUGUGAGGGGAAAAUUAGUAUUGCCUGACUGGUUAUGGGUAGUUGCUGGAGGUUGAUGGCAGUCGCUGGCAAAUGAUUGUUAAAGCCCCAGUCACCCAGGCCAACAGGCCUGUCAGUGACCCCCUUUCAAACAAUGGUCGCUAGGGAAAAAUGUGUAUUCCCCAACUGGUUGGCAAGCAUACUAGCAUACUGCUGCAAUCGUGGUUUGAAUGGAAGUGGCAGAAUUGUCUACACACACUGGCCAGCUAGUCCCUGAGCUGCAGUUAAACUGUGAAAAGUUUUUCAUGUUUGUCUACAAACACUUGUAAACUACUAGCU
This is a messenger RNA of Neolamprologus brichardi, 4001 nucleotides long. RefSeq names its product LIM homeobox transcription factor 1, beta b (gene lmx1bb). Lineage: Eukaryota; Metazoa; Chordata; Actinopteri; Cichliformes; Cichlidae. Gene Ontology annotation, cellular component: nucleus. Gene Ontology annotation, biological process: regulation of transcription by RNA polymerase II; neuron differentiation. Gene Ontology annotation, molecular function: DNA-binding transcription factor activity, RNA polymerase II-specific; RNA polymerase II transcription regulatory region sequence-specific DNA binding. The record is from RefSeq and is a predicted model, not a curated record.